AGUGUAUUUAUGUACACACAGUGAGACUUCCUCUAUGGACUCUGGAGCAAUCAGUAAAUCCCUUUACGCCUAUAGCAGUUCAGUUAUUGUGUUGUCUGCAGACCUCCAACAUGUUGCUUCUCCCAUCGGGAGAUCUGGAGAGCCUGAAGCUGGUGGGACGCGGAGGAUUUGGGAACGUCUAUAGAGGAUGGAGCCAGACGCUGAAAAUGGAAGUAGCGCUCAAAGUGGUGCAAGGAGGCCUCAGUUCUAACCUGAAAAAGCUGAUGAAGGAUCUAAUGAAGGAACGAGAUGUGAUGCAGAAAGCAAGCAACCCCCAUGUUCUCCGUCUCCUUGGAGUAUAUGAGAAGGCGGAAGGCAGUCUUGUAGAACAUGGACUGGUUAUGGAGUAUAUGCCCUAUGGUUCUCUACGCACUCUGUUUGACGAUAUCCCAGCUGUCCCAUGGGCUUUGAGGUUUCAGAUUCUGCAUCAAUUGGUCCUUGGAAUGAACUACCUUCACAGUCUGGAUCCUCCAAUAAUCCAUCGGGAUCUAAAACCCUGCAACGUCCUUUUAAAUAAGCAUUUAGAUGUUCAGAUCACAGAUUUUGGAUUGUCUAAGAUUAUAGGGGCUACUACGUCUGCAAAGCCAUCGUUUGAAGGGACAGUGUCCUACAUGCCACCCGAAGCUCUAAAGGAUAUUAACUAUCAGCCUUCAAAAUCAUAUGAUGUUUACAGUUUUGGAAUCUUAGCGUGGACAGUUUUUUCAGGGGAAGAGCCUUACCCGGGUAAGUUUUUGCAGACUAUUUUUUUUUGUUAUGUUUCCAUAUAGCUAGUAGUAAUAAGUCACAUUCACCUGGACUUGCUCUGUAAAAUAAUAUAUGUUUUGCUAUUCGUCAAAGCUUUUUUUUUUAGUUCUAAUGAGCUUCAGGAACAUACCCCAACACAUAAUGUG
Molecule: messenger RNA, 929 nt
Organism: Rana temporaria (common frog)
Lineage: Eukaryota; Metazoa; Chordata; Amphibia; Anura; Ranidae
Product: receptor-interacting serine/threonine-protein kinase 3-like
Exons: 4
Coding region: 111-806 (231 amino acids)
Biological process (GO): protein phosphorylation
Molecular function (GO): JUN kinase kinase kinase activity; ATP binding
Source: RefSeq, a predicted model, not a curated record